Drosophila willistoni is the source of this 659-nucleotide messenger RNA. RefSeq lists its product as uncharacterized. The record is from RefSeq and is a predicted model, not a curated record. Bases 96 to 575 code for a protein of 159 amino acids. Lineage: Eukaryota; Metazoa; Arthropoda; Insecta; Diptera; Drosophilidae. Gene Ontology annotation, biological process: mitochondrial respiratory chain complex IV assembly; mitochondrial respiratory chain complex I assembly. The transcript has 3 exons. Gene Ontology annotation, cellular component: mitochondrial inner membrane.
AAAACUACGUAACCUGAUUAAAUUCUAACGUGAAACGGACAAAACAUUAUGAAAACACAGAGCACAACAAAUCGAGAACAUAUUUUUUACCUAAAAUGCCGACGAUUCGAAUACCCUCAAAUAAAACACUAGGAAAAAUCUGCGUAUACGGAGCGGUAGCUUCUAUAUCAGCUGUUAUGUUUAUGCGAUGGAAGUUGGAAGAUCGGGUAAGGAACGAAAAUUACUAUAAAUUGGCUAUUCAGGCUGUCAGGUCUCACAAAGGUGCCGUAAGCUUAUUGGGAGAACCGAUAAAGGAAUCAGGUUUUGAUAUGUCCGAUGUAAACAAUUCUUGCAACGCUGAAAAAGCACAGUUUGAGGUGUCCGUAAGAGGCAGCAAAGAUAAGGGCAAAGUUUUUUUUUGGGCUUCCAAAUCCGAUAAUGGCUGGCUAAUUGAUCGGUUAGAGUUGGAAACUAAACAAAAUCCCAAUAAACGUUUUCUGCUAAAAAAGUCAUCAGAUGCUCCAGUUUACGCUUUGCCCAACAAUCUCGCAGUUGACUCUGAUUCUAAAUCCUUUUUAGAAAGUUCGGAUCCGUGAUAUUAUUAACUUAAUUACAUAAUUUGUUAACUACCAAUUAAAUCUUUUGAGUGGCCAUUAAAUCUGAUUUAGUAAAAAAUUCAA